Molecule: messenger RNA, 1622 nt
Organism: Ilex paraguariensis (yerba mate)
Lineage: Eukaryota; Viridiplantae; Streptophyta; Magnoliopsida; Aquifoliales; Aquifoliaceae
Source: the annotation of a GenBank genome assembly
AUGGCGCCCUCCGCAGCUGUUGAUUUAUCGACGUCCCAAAUUGCUGAAAAAAAUCUACAGCCAUUUUUCGUUCUCCACAAAGGAUCACCAAAGAAAUCUGACAAAAAAUCUGCUGCGAAAACUAGGAGAAGGAUUGACUUACCCCCUUCGUUGCCUAAAACUCUGGUUGCCGAUACUGUGGAAGGAUGCGAUGAUCAACAAUCUGAGAAAUUGCGAAUGGAAACUUUUGAUUUUGUAUGGUCUAAGAUUGAGUCCACCAUCAAGGAUGUUUUGAGGGAUAUCAAUGUUGCUGUAUUCAGUGAGAUUGAUCACUGGGUUCAUGAGUCAUUUGAUGUAGUUCGUUCAUGUGGAAUUCCUGAUCUCUCUAAACCCACUCGGUCUUAUCCCAUUGUAACUGGCACCACUUGUAAACAAUUAUUCACCGGCCUGGUCUUCACCAGGAAUAUGGAAUUCGUUGAUGAUCUACAGACAUUUACAGACCUUAGUCUACAUUUGAAGACUCGUGGAUGCCAUGUGGCUAACCUUUCCUCAUUUGAUUUCUCAUCCAAGAAUGGGAUUGGAGGUUGUCUCAAAAGUCUAUUGAGGCAGUUUUUAACGGUUAGCCUGGAUGCAGCUGAUAUAUCUAUACUAGCGUCGUGGUACUGUAAACAAGGAAACUAUGAGAAGCCGGUGGUUGUGAUUAUUAGUGAUAUGGGGAGGUGCUGCAGGUCUGUCUUGUCCGAUUUCAUCCUGAUGUUGAGUGAAUGGGUACUUAAGAUUCCAGUAAUCUUAAUGAUGGGAGUGGCAACAACUGUUGAUGCCCCGAGAAAUGUUCUUCCUUCAAAUGUGCUCCAAUACCUCUCCCCUUGUAAAUUCACUUUGGGAUCUCCAUCCGCUAGAGUGGAUGCCGUUGUUGAGGCUGUUCUUGUGAAACAAUGUUCUGGCUUCGCUGUUGGGCACAAAGUGGCAACAUUCAUGAGGAACUACUUUGUAAGACAGGAUGGAACAUUGUCCUCAUUCGUCAGAGCUCUGAAGAUGGCAAUUGUCCAACAUUUUUUCAUGGAGCCUUCAAGCUUCAUCCUUGUGGAAUUAUUUAGUGAAGAAGACAGUCAGGUUUCCUGGAGUGAAAAGCGUGCAUUGUUGCCAGAAAUAAAGCUCAAACGAGCUAUUAGUGUUCCAUCUUAUGGGAGGACUAAAAUUGCUGAAUUAAAUACGGGAAUUCGGGCUCAUGGCUUAGCAGAACUGAAGAGAUUGCAGAAAUUGUGGAGCUCUCUGUGCUUAUAUGAAGCUGGAAAGUAUCAUAAAAUUACCAUGUUAGACAUAUACUGUGAGGCACUUGAUCCAGAGUUGUACAACCCAAGGGCUUCUCAUCACCACACAGCUUUAGACAAAGACUUAAGAAUGACUUCUAGUGAUCAAUGUGUGUGUGGACAAUAUCCUAGCUUGUGCAAAGGUGGUAUCAUCUGUCAAGCAAUUCGCAGAGUAAGGGAUUUGCCACCACCAGCAUUGUGUCAGUUGCUCAAGAGUUGGGAAAACCUUACAAAGGGUGUCAAUGAGAUCAAUGAGAAGGUAAAGGAGUUGCAGUCUCUGAUGAAAUUAGAGGACAACAAGUGUUUGAAACAAGAUUUGACAGACAUAUCCAA